AUGCUUAUAAAAUCUGAUAAUGCCUCUCAAUACCACGAGAGGUUGGACAUGAUAAGCAAGCACCUCUCAGCUAUGGCAGUCGAUGGGUUUGGAGCUGGAACUCCGGCUCAUUAUGACACGAUUGUGAUUGGGGCAGGCAUUUCGGGGUUGGCAUUUGCUUCCCGAAUCCUCCAGUCGAACGACACAUCGGGCGGAUGCACACCCAGACGACUAAGGAUCCUGGAGGCACGCGACCGCAUUGGCGGCCGUAUAGCUUCCGUUGAUGUCCAAGGACAGCGCCUGGACACGGGGGCCAAUUGGAUCCAUGGCAUAGGUACCCCAGCGCGACCAAAUCCGCUUAUGAGCAUUGUGCCACAAAAACGGUACAGGGCUAUGCAAGGAUCUGUGCUAUUCCAGACACCGGCGGAGGAGCAGAACAGCGAGACUUGCAAAGCAAAUCAGCAAGUCAGCUCUGAGGGAACGGUAUGCCCUGCCGCCACCACCAUGCCCAAGACAACCUGUACCAAUGGCUUGGUGGUUCCGACCUGUAUAGGCCAGCUGAUUGCUUCAUGUCACGAAAAGGCAAUCGCACAAGUGCAAGACCUUGCCGCUGGUCUUCCCGAAAAGGCUGCCAAGUAUGUAUCGAUCUUACAAUCACUGGUGAGCAGAAACGCUUUCCAGAAUGCAUUUGAGGUUGUGCCUAGAGAAUACCACCAUACUUUGGGUUCACUGUUUCAAGGAAUAGAAAGCAUGGAGGCUGCUCCCCUUCUAGCCCGAACUACAGAGCCUCUGCGCUCUGAGAGCAAGCCUGGUGUCGGGCUGUUGGAAUACGCAGUGGACGAUUUUGAUGGCGAACAUAUCGUCCUCCAAGACGGAUAUAUCGAAAUCACCAACGAAAUCGCCAAACCACUUCUCGAGGCUGGCAGCAUAUCAUUCAAUACUGUCGUUACAGGAAUCGCCUGGGGUAGUAACCCUAUUUCUAUCGAGACGACCCGAGGAAACUUUACCGCUAGAGAAGUGGUGUGCACGAUGCCCCUCGGCGUAUUGAAGGAUACCGCGAAAACAGAAAUGUUCACACCCAGUUUGCCAGCCGAUAAGCAAGAGGCUAUAGAAUCUCUUGGCUUUGGCACGCUCGACAAGGUCUUUGCCGUUUAUUCUAAGCCAUGGUGGAACGAUGAGCCCUACAGAUCGAUUAUUACCAGUGGGUUUAUUCGAGGAGACACCCAGAGCGACGACGACAUGCCUGACUCCUUUUUGGGCUUUACCUCAGAGUUGAGCGGUAUCUCUAUCAGUAGCGAUGGCUCUGUCACCCCUGAUGUAUAUCGACUGCCGGUUAUGAAUCUUGACAGUCUCACAGGGCAGCCAGUGCUUUGCGCCUUCGUUUCAUGCAACACUUCUAUCACUGUCGAAGAAAAAGAAGACGAAGACGUUGGCCAGAUCUUCCACCGAGCUCUUACACAGUGGUUUGGCGUUGAGCCCCCGGAGAUAGAGUCCGUUCAUGUCACGCGGUGGGGACAGGACGCUUACUCGAAGGGUUCUUAUAGUCAUAUGAUUACGGGUGUCUCCGAAAUAAGGCAUAGGGAACUUCUCCAAGUGCCUAUGAUAAAUGAGGAUGGCGGUGUCCUGAGAUUUGCUGGCGAACAUUGCUCCCGUGACCAUUUUGCAAUGGCACAUGGCGCUCUACUAGAUGGUUGGAGAGCGGCCGAAGAAUCUUCACAAUAUUUGAAGAUCAACUCUAUGAACUAA
Fusarium fujikuroi IMI 58289 is the source of this 1725-nucleotide messenger RNA. RefSeq lists its product as uncharacterized. Gene Ontology annotation, molecular function: oxidoreductase activity. Bases 1 to 1725 code for a protein of 574 amino acids. The transcript has a single exon. The record is from RefSeq and is a predicted model, not a curated record. Lineage: Eukaryota; Fungi; Ascomycota; Sordariomycetes; Hypocreales; Nectriaceae.